Molecule: messenger RNA, 1097 nt
Organism: Ilyonectria robusta
Lineage: Eukaryota; Fungi; Ascomycota; Sordariomycetes; Hypocreales; Nectriaceae
Product: amidase signature domain-containing protein
Exons: 4
Source: RefSeq, a predicted model, not a curated record
UACGUGACUAAAGUCGGCAACUUGAACCUGCUGCAGGCAUCAGCCAAAGACGUUUCGGCAGCUCUUGAUGCCGGCCAGUUCACAUCGCUCCAGCUAGUGAAUGCCUACCUCGAUCGCAUCGAGGCUCACAACAUCAAUGGCACGCCUUGGUCUCCGCGCUAUCAUCGAGACCGCACCAGGAGACAACGUCAGGACCAUAGCCAAGCAUCUUGACAGAGAGCGGUCAAAGGGAAAGAUCCGAAGCCCACUGCAUGGUGUUCCGAUUCUCGUCAAAGACAGCACGUUGAACCCGCCACAGACAUUUUAUUACAAUACCGAUGUUGAACUUGGAAUGAACACUACGGCUGGUUCUUAUGCCCUUCUUGAGUAUGCUGGAGAAGCAAAGGGCGAUGCCUUCGUCGUCAAGCGACUGAGAGACGCCGGCGCCAUAAUCUUGGCCAAGGCCAACUUGGACGAGUAUUCCGGUAUCCGUGGCGUCAACGCAUCAGCAUGGAGCCCUCGAGGCGGCCAAGUCUCAUGCCCAUACGUGGUCGGAGGCUUCGCAGCCGGCGGCGAUCCCAGCGGCAGCUCUUCAGGCUCUGGCGCCGGCGUCGCAGCCGGCUUCGCCCCUCUCGCACUCGGUUCCGACACCGAGGGCAGCAUUGUAAACCCGUCCAGCCGAAAUGCAUUGUUCGGGCUGCGGCCGUCCACGGGGACGACCAGCAGGAGCGGCGUGGUGCCCAUCUCCAGCUCACAGGACACGACGGGCCCGAUGGGCAAAAGCACGUGGGACGUCGCCGUUGCGUUGGAUAUCAUGGCCGCGGAGGAUCCCGACGACCCGUAUACCUUCCCGGUGGCGCCGUUCCGGCCCAAGAGUUACACCAAGUUCCUCGAUCCUAAUGGGUUCAAGGGAUUGCGCGUUGGGGUCAUCCGCGAGCCCUUUUUCGACACGUCAACCAAGCGCGGGAAGUUGAUGGCCAAGGCUUUCAAUAAAGCUCUGAAGAAGAUGACUUCGUUUGGUGCCAUUGUCCGCGAAACGCCGUUGCCCAAUUACUCAGACUGGAACUACACAUUCGUCGGUGCCGCUGAGAGGGUAAACAAUGGAACCAUCCAGAUCC